CGUCGAAAUAAACCCGAAACGGUGCGAAGAUACAAACGGUAAUGGCAGGUUAAAAACUGGAGAAACGGGCUGGAAGCUAAACAAAAUCAUCGGCACCCGCAUCUGAAGAGCAGAAAAAUCACGUUGUUAUCUGGCGUGACAAGAAGACGUGACUUUCGUGACAUCUAUGUAGCAUGUGCGUUUUUGAAGACUCCGCUGGCUGAAGUAUCACUUGGAACGACGUAGAAAUUUAACAUGACUUUCAAAUUUCACCCGUUUUUCGCGCUCUUAUCAAGAACAACGAAGAACGGUUUGAAAGGCUGCAUAUCAAGCAGGAUGAUUGGAAAUAACACUAGAAAUGGAAGUACAUGUAGUGGAGUCAAUGGAAGCAAUGGCUAUUCAUCAAACAGAAAUAUUACAGUGGCUAUUGAAGGAAACAUAGGCAGUGGAAAAACAAGUCUUCUGCAGUUUUUCAAGCAAAACUCAUCGGUGGAGGUAAUCGAAGAGCCUGUGAAAAAAUGGCAGAAUGUCGAUGGGAGUAAUACUCUGGAGCUUAUGUACAGUGACCCAAAGAGAUGGAGUUAUUUAUUUGAGUCCUAUGUCCUUCUCACAAUGAUGGAAAUUCAUCAACAACCUCAGAAUACACCUGUCAGGCUACUUGAAAGAAGUGCAUACAGUGCAAGGUUCUGCUUUAUGGAAAAUCUUCAUAGAAGUGGCACAUUGUCAACAGUUGAGUACACAGUCUUCCAGGAAUGGUUUGAUUAUCUCAUGACAACUGAGAAGCCACAAGUAGACUUGAUAGUUUAUCUGAGAACAUCACCAGAGAAAUGCAUGGAGAGAAUAAAAAUGAGAAGCAGAGAUGAGGAAACUUCUGUAUCAAUGGAGCUUUUAAAUUCUUUACAUGAGAGAUAUGAAGAAUGGCUUAUAAAAAAGGACAAAUUCUAUAUUCCAGCUCCAGUCGUGGUGGUAGAUGGAAAUAAAAGCUUAGACGAUAUGUUUCAGUUUUAUGAAACAAACACUCAGCUUCUCCUUGGGAUCAACGUUUCAAAAACAGAAUGACAUUACAGUUUUAUAGAGAUUAUCCUAUCAUUUAAAUUUGCACAAAUUACACUGUAUAUACAUGAACAUGUAUAUAUUAAUAAUUUGUAUUUGUAUGUAUCUAUAUUAUUGCAAUUUAUAUUAUAAAGCUUUUAAUAAUACACUAAAGAAAAUAAUGUUUGCCACCAAGCUUGCAAAAGCCUGCAUGUUACCCUGGAGAUUUCCAUCCAAUUUAACAACAGUUCUAUCACUCCCGUGUUUUGUUUCUUUUGUACAUAGAUGUGAUUAGAGCAGUUGUACGGAAGAGAAUUGUUUUAUAUGUGAAUUGUAACCAGUGGUUAGGCUUGUUCAAUUUUUUGCAAAAUUUGCAAGUGACAGUGCCUGCUCAGAAGCUUUAUCAUUAGUAACACCAAUAUUAAUUAAUAAAGACACGCUUUUAUAUUUAGAAAUUCAGGAUACUGAAAUGUGUUUGCUCUUUUACAUCUACCUUCAAGUCUUAUAAGUUCCUUUGCUUCUAUUUUUUUAAAUCAGUUAAAUAUUUUGUAUAAAUAUUUAUCAGAGUCAAUCACAUUGAAAAUCUCCUAGGGCAAUCAAUGUCCGUGUUUAAUGUACCUUUCAUAAUUCAGAAGUAUAUACAAACAUCCAGAUUUCUUUCAUUGCUUACACUACAGUAGGUAAGAUUAUUAGACAAAAAAAAAAAAUUAUUAGACAUUUAAAUAUUUCUAGAAUCUUAUUUUCUUUCACAGCAAAUAGUCCUUUCUUACAGUUCAGUUAUGUUGUAAUGUUAAAUUUUAAUCAGUUCCUUAUAAAUGCUUUUCUUAUUGUAAAUCUUAUUCAAUUAAAAUUGAAUAUUAAUUUUAGAAAGAGAGUUAAUACCUUGCCUUAAAAUUCCAACAUUGAGGAAAUGAGAUUGUAGAAUGUCUGCACAGUGUCAUCUCCUUUUUAUCCCAAUAGUUUAAUAAAAUUUCUGUAUUUCUUGUUUUA
This is a messenger RNA of Orbicella faveolata, 2001 nucleotides long. RefSeq names its product thymidine kinase 2, mitochondrial-like. Gene Ontology annotation, molecular function: deoxynucleoside kinase activity. The record is from RefSeq and is a predicted model, not a curated record. Lineage: Eukaryota; Metazoa; Cnidaria; Anthozoa; Scleractinia; Merulinidae. Gene Ontology annotation, cellular component: cytoplasm; mitochondrion.